Molecule: messenger RNA, 2336 nt
Organism: Calliphora vicina (urban bluebottle blowfly)
Lineage: Eukaryota; Metazoa; Arthropoda; Insecta; Diptera; Calliphoridae
Product: myb-like protein AA
Exons: 2
Coding region: 222-2336 (704 amino acids)
Source: RefSeq, a predicted model, not a curated record
AGAGUUUAUUUUUUAUUGAAAAAGAAAAAUCGACGAAAAACAAAACCUACAAAAAUUAGGGGAAAUCAAAACGCUUCUUUCUAGGAUUAAAAUACAAAAAGAAAAACCAAAAACUUUUAGAAAAAAACAAAUUUAAGUCUUCAUAUAACAAACAAAUAAAAAAACGAUAAAUUAAAAAAAAAAACACAAAAUUUUUUUUUUAGAAAUAAGAGCAAAAUAUUAUGGAUAAUUUACCCAUACUGAAAACAAGCAGUAAAAAUAAAGCAACUACCACAACAACUUCUAUAAACCCAACAACAAUAAUUAAUACACAAGAACAAACCCAAGUUGUAAACAAAACCAAACGUUAUAAAUUACAAAGAUCUACCGAAAAUUUCGAUGAUCACCACUGUGAGGAUUUGUUGAGCACGUCAGCACACCAGGAAUUACAGGACGUAAUGGGAGGAGGUUUUGCUACACCACCGCCCACUUACUGUAAACAAUUUAUGCAAAACGCUGUCACCAGCAGCGCAGCAUUAUUAACGAAUUUGAGCAACGAAAAACCCAAGACCAAUAGCAACCACCAACACAGCAACUGCAAUAACACUUCUUCAACAAUUAAACACAUACAUUCUGCCAUAGAUUUACCAAUGCACGAGAAACUAUUGGAGAAUGAUGGGUGCGAUAAGAACCCCAAAGAUAAGACUGAGAAACUGAAAACCAAAACGCAUAAAGAAUCGAAAUUUGCCGAAAAGUUAAGGCGCAGCUUUAGAAGAGGCGAACACAAGUCGCUGGAAAUUAAAAGGCAGGAUAAAAAGGAUCCUGGAGAUCUGACAGCAGCCCAGGAGAGAAGCAGCAGUUUAAGGCCUUUGCAGCAACAGCUACAGAACUCUGCUUCCAUAUUCUCUUUAACCAAUUUGCCUGGUUUGGGGGGUCACAUCAAUCCGGCUUUAUUGUUAGACAGUCCUGACGAAAGUACUCCGCCGGAAUUUGCCUACCGCCAUCUAAGUAGUGUGGCCACUACCAAUUCCAGCACCUCAUUGGAGAGUAACUUCUGUGAGAGUCCUACCACUAGUAUUAGCUAUUGGGCGUGGCAUAUGAACAAUAACAAUAUGGGGGCUGAACUAAGUACUAGCACAAAUACCAACCCAGCCUCUAACACUCCAGCUAAUCGUGCCGCUAACAAUGACAAUCGCAAAUGCUUGCAGCAGCAGAGUAGCAGUAAAAGUGAUUAUGAACACCCGCCUGUAACCACAGCCAGCCGCAGCUGCAGCACAGCCAGUGAGAGUAGUACGGCCGCCAAAUUGACACGUCUGCAAAACUUUCUCUUUAAAUCCAGCAAUGAAAGUUCACGCAGCAUACAGGGUCACUCCAAUGAAGGUUUUACCGCCUCCUCUUUUAAUUCUUCCUCGGGGGAAUGGGAGAAUCUGUGUAACUUUCCCUCUACUUCCAAUAAUCCUCCCGGAAAUGAGGAUAUUUUGCAGCUAAGUCAUGAUAAUGAAACACAGCAUGUAACAGUUGCAGAAAACAAUGGCUCUAUGAAGAAUUAUUAUCAAUAUACCUUAGCUUCGCCCAAUAAUCCCUUUUUGCCGGAGAUAACCGCUCGCACAUAUCAUAGCACCUAUGAAGAGGAGGAGGAAGAUCGUGAGUUAGAGGAUGAAUUGGAUUCUAAUGUUACCUCUGUGAAAUAUAGAAUAGGCACCCAUUCCGCACAGCUACCCACCCCCAUUUACAGUCGCACAGGUUCUCAAGAAUCUACCCAUAGUGAAUAUGCCCCACACAAUUUGGAACCCCAACUGCAGGCCCAAUCUUUAAGCUGUUCGGCAUCUGUGACCACGCCUGGCAAACAUAAAAGAAAGUUAUUUUCUCUAAGCACACCCACCAAGUUAAAUUUUCCUCAACAGCAGCAACAACAACAGCAGCUUUUCCAGCAAUCGCCAGCACCCAAAUCGUUGGGCAGUGACCCUAGCUCCUGCAUUCCUCAGCAUAAAAAUGUCACCAAAACUUCCUCUUGCAAUUUAGUACGUAGUCUUAAUCCAUUUCUACCCUCCACCACAGUGACGUCUUCUUCCCCGCCUCAGCGUACCUCGUCUUCGAGUAGUCUUAACAAACGUACGGGACCAUUUAAACAACAGGCUGUUACCUCACCCAUAGCGGUGCCCACAACGAAUCCUUUAAAGGAUCUUAAUGCCAGGAGAGAGGAGUUCUUAAGGGCAACCAUGCAGAUAUGUUUGGUGGUGUCACCGCCCUCCUCCAGAUUGCAGCAUCAACAACGUCAUCGCCAUCAUCUUUAUCGUCAACAACAGCAUGAUGAUGAUGAUAAAAAUGUAGAUCAAAAGAAGACAUUAUUGAAAUAA